ACACACAAUGUAUGUUUAAAUUUUUUUUUUUUUUUUUUUUUUAAGCAAAGCAGCGGAUUACUUCCUGACACUAAAUUGUAAGUUGUCGUAUACUCUCGACUCGAUGCUGCAGUGAUACGUGUUGGUAAAACUGCAAUAAAUUGUAAACGAUUUCAGCGCGUUUCGCUGCUGUAAAAUUGUAGGGCUGUUGUGUGCGCUGAAAAAAUGGACGUCUUCCAGAGCCUCGAGCAAGGCGACAGCGUUCUAGACCUGUCGCGCCUCGACCUCGACAGCGUCGACAUGGACGGUGUGAGCGAGGAGCGCAGGCGGGAGACCACGCGCCUGUACCUCGCUUCGAACCGCCUCGCGGUGCUGCCCGACGCGCUCUGCCUCUUCGCCAACCUGCAGGUCCUCGACGUCAGCAGCAAUGGGCUCGAGCUCAUCUGCGAAGACGUCACGCGCUUGACGAAGCUGAAGACGCUCAUUGCGAAGAACAACCGGCUGGACGCGCAGUCGCUGCCCAAGGACUUCGGCUGCCUGCAGCUGGAGGUGCUGAAUCUCAGCGGGAACCGCUUCGAGGAGCUGCCCCCUCAGUGCCUGAAGCUGCGGAGGCUGCGCUCGCUGUCUGUGGGCGGCAACAGGCUCAGGGCCAUUCCCGCAGAAAUAGAGAACUUGACCAGUCUGGAGUUACUCUAUCUCGGGGGGAACCUCAUCUCCUUCAUCCCUCCUGAGUUGGCCAACUUGCCUCAUCUCAGCUACCUGGGUUUGUGUGACAACCGCAUUCAAAGUGUCCCACCACAGCUCACCAGGCUUCACUCUCUGCGCUCUCUGAGUCUGCACAACAACCUUCUCACUUACCUUCCUCGCGAGAUCCUCAGCCUAGUGCACCUUCAGGAGCUCAGUCUCCGUGGCAACCCGCUGGUUGUGCGCUUCGUCAGGGACAUGACAUACGACCCACCUUCCCUACUGGAACUUGCUGGGCGUUCCAUCAAAUCGCGAAACCUGCCCUACUCACCCCAGGAUGUCCCUUCACAUCUCGUGAACUACCUGGAUAUGGCAAGCAAGUGCCCAAACCCCAAGUGUGCAGGGGUGUAUUUUGACUCAUGUGUGCGACACAUCAAGUUUGUGGACUUCUGUGGAAAGUACCGGCUGCCUCUCAUGCAUUACCUGUGCUCUCCCGAGUGCUCAUCCCCCUGCAGCUCCGCUCCACAGAGUGACGUGGACUCGGAGGACGAGAGCAGCGUGCCUGCAGACAGGUUGCAGAGAGUGUUGCUGGGGUAGGAGGAAGAGGAUUCACUGCUGCAAGAAUGAACUUCUAGUUUAUUAGCCCAGCUGUUUACUAAUAGUGAUGUACUGUGCUAAUUUACAGCCCCCUUACUGAAGCACCUGAAUGAUGGGAAAUGGGAGGGUGUCUGUCUUCAUAAAGAAGUUUGUUUUCUUCAGUCUUUGAAGGAGCUAUAGAAAACCAGCCUGAAAAGCCAGUGUCAUGUUUGCAGCAAUGUCAGGGAGGGAUUUUGUGGACCCCCAGUACACCGAAAAGCACACCGAAGAUACAGAGUCUUUGAAGCACUUGCCAUUUUGGGUGCACUGUUAGUCACACUGUAAUUAUUGCCUUUAUUUUGUGUUUGUCGCCAUUGUUUAACUCAUUUUAAAACAGUUAAGCAGAUUUACAUACAUAUCAAUAUAAUCACAGUCUUUGUAAAGCCCAGAGUGAACUGUAUAUGAGUUGUUAUGCUGCAUUGAUGGUUUUGUAAUAUGUUAGAUUAAAAAUUCACCUUCAUAAUGUGAAAAUAUUGCACCAGAAAACAAAAUGACUGUAAUAGGUAUAUUAAUAGUAUUUGAAAUAUUCUCAUACAUUAAGUGCAAGCUAGUAUAAGAAUUCCUUGAGCAUUUCUUAGGAGUGGAAGUCCUUUUUAUUGCAUUACAUGCUUGAAUAAAUU
Scleropages formosus (Asian bonytongue) is the source of this 1919-nucleotide messenger RNA. RefSeq names its product leucine-rich repeat-containing protein 58-like. The transcript is spliced from 4 exons. The record is from RefSeq and is a predicted model, not a curated record. NCBI's taxonomy places the organism in Eukaryota, Metazoa, Chordata, Actinopteri, Osteoglossiformes, Osteoglossidae. Gene Ontology annotation, molecular function: protein binding. The coding region runs from base 205 to 1260 and encodes 351 amino acids.